AUGCCUGAAAACCCUGCUGCAGAUAAACAGCAGGUGCUGCAGAUCCUUGAUCGUCUGCAAGCCAAACUGCGUGAGAAAAGAGACUCCCAACAUAAUGAAAACCUGACUGUUCUAAGUAACACACUCAGGAGCCCUUUGUUUAACCAGAUCCUGACCCUCCAGCAAUCCAUCAAGCAACUGAAGGAACAACUCAAUUAUGUGCCUCCUGACCGGUUGGUAGAUUUUGAUUUUACUAAGAGAGGGCUGCUAGUGUUUGCUGACAAAUCAGUUGCUGCUGGGAGUAUCUAUACACCUUGCAGUUCACCUGAACCCAAAGCAUCUACCUUCACUCCAAACCUGGGAGUGAAUGAAUUUAACACCAUCAUCCAACAGAUGGCAAAGGGGAGACAAGUAGAGUCAAUAAAAAUCGAAAAGCCUUCUGUUGGAGGUCUUGGAUUUAGUGUGGUUGCCCUUAAAAAUCCCUCCUUGGGAGAAGUUGGUAUCUUUGUCAAGGAAGUCCAACCAGGAAGCAUAGCUGACAGGGAUCAAAGACUGAAGGAAAAUGACCACAUACUGGCCAUUAAUUGCACCCCAUUGGAUCAGAACAUUUCCCAUCAGCACGCUAUUGCCUUCCUCCAGCAAGCCACAGGAUCUCUACAUCUGGUUGUUGCUAGGGAGCCACUUCCAGGAAACAGCAGAACUUUGGCUGUCUUAUUAAGUGAUAUAAAUCCACCUGAGACUAUUCACUGGGGCCACGUUGAAGAAGUUGAGCUGAUUAACGAUGGUUCAGGAUUAGGCUUUGGAAUUGUAGGAGGAAAGUCGAGGGGAGUAGUUGUAAGAACAAUUCUUCCUGGGGGAUUAGCAGAUCGGGAUGGGAGGCUUCAGACAGGAGAUCACAUCCUGCAGAUUGGAGGGACCAAUGUGCAGGGAAUGACCAGUGAACAAGUUGCCCAAGUGCUGCGAAACUGUGGGAAUUCUGUUAGGAUGAUUGUUGCAAGAGACCCAAAAUGUGAAAUUAUGGAGACUCCAUCAACUCCCGUGAGCUGGCCAGUCAGUACAUUACUUCCCUUACAAAAUGGAAAUGAUGAUACCAACCUUUUUGAGACUUAUGAUGUUGAACUUAUAAAAAAGAAUGGGCAGAGCCUGGGGAUAACAAUUGUUGGAUAUGCUGGCACGAGUGAUAUGGAACCUUCAGGGAUUUUUGUGAAAAAUAUAAUACCUGGUAGUGCUGCUGACUACAAUGGCCAAAUCCAUGUUUAUGACAAAAUUGUUGCUGUUGAUGGAGUUAAUAUUCAGGAUUAUACUAACCAAGAAGUGGUAGAGGCGUUGCGGAAUACAGGACAGGUUGUGCGGCUUACCUUGCUUAGAAGGAAAUCAUCUUUCACUGUUUCUUCAGAAAGACCUUCAGAUAGAGUACAGCCAACUGUUCCAACCUUUGUGUUCCCUGGGGUUGUAGGGCCUGAAACUAGCGUGGACACUAAAAAUGAAGAAAACCAAGAACAGAAGGAUAAUCUUCAAAAUGACAGGAAGCAGACUCUACAUAACACAGGAAGAGUCCCACUUUCUCCAGCACAUGAGCUGAAAUCCAAAUGGCAAAACCUGCUGGGACCUGAAUAUGAAGUUAUGGUUGUGAAUAUGGAUAUGCCCAUUACAAAUGAUGCAGAGCUCCAGAAGUACUCAAAGCUCUUACCCAUCCACACGUUGAGAUUGGGAGUUGAGCUUGACACGUUUGAUGGACAUCAUUAUAUAUCAUCAAUUGCUUCAGAUGGUCCAGCUGCAACGCUUGGUCUUCUGCAAGUGGAGGAUGAACUUCUGGAGGUAAAUGGAGUUCAGCUGUAUGGGAAGUCACGCCGGGAGGCAAUCACUUUCCUAAAGGAGGUGCCGCCCCCGUUUACCCUGGUGUGCUGUCGGCGACUUUUUGAUGAUGGCACUGAGUCUCUGGUGGAUGAACCCACCGUGGGAGCUUCCCUCCAAGAACAAAAGGUGAAAACAGAGGAAGACACUAAUCCUGAGGAGGAAGACGGGGAGUUGGCGCUGUGGUCUCCUGAUGUGAAGGUUAUUGAACUGGAGAAAGACAAAAAUGGUUUAGGAUUCAGCAUUUUAGACUAUCAGGAUCCCUUAGAUCCAGCAAGAACAGCCAUUGUGAUCAGCUCUUUGGUGGCAGGGGGAGUAGCCGAACGUGGGGGAGAGCUUUUACCUGGGGACCGCUUGGUGUUUGUAAAUGACAAAUAUUUGGACAGUGCUACUUUAGCAGAGGCAGUGGAAGUGUUGAAAUCUGUGCCCCCAGGUACAGUUUCUCUUGGAAUCUGCAAGCCUUUGGUGGGAGAAACCAUAGAGGAAGAGAACAUGCAUGGUGUGGAUCCCACCAACAUUAAAGCCAGCCCUGUAACACCAGAACCAAUAGAUAAUUUCUCAAUAAUACUUGAAGCACCACAGGGCUUCAGAGAUGAAACACCUUUUAAAGAAGACCUUGUUGAUGAACUGAGCUUGACCUUGGGAAGGUCAUUCCAGCUUUCUCAAAAUGACAGUGGGUGUGAGAAGGAGUCCUGGGAGAUGCAUGAAUUUCUCAAACCCACAACAGAAGAAAUGGGUGAAGAACGGGAAAUGUUGGUGGAUGAUGAGUAUGAAGAUGAUUCAAGCUUCCUGAAAUAUAGGGCAUCACAUAGAGAGAAGACAGCUUUGGAGAGCGACAUCAAUACAGAACGAUGGGCAAAGCAGCUUGAGACUACUGAAAUACAAGACUUAAGGUCCAGUGCUAACUUAAGUCCAAACCAGUCCCUGGAAUAUCCAUUCAGUAAAGAUCAAGUGUGUGAAGAAAAUGCUUCGCUGUUUUCUGGAACCACAGCACACAGCAGCUACCAAAAAGACAUAAUUGAAACUGAAGCUAUCCUGUCAGGAGCAAAAACCAUGAUGGAUUUAGGUACAAAGCUUCAGACUGACUCCAAAAGAUCUAGGCUUGUGGAUGAUCUGGAAGCUGUUGGAAAGGAAGAACUAAGAGGGGAGGAUGAUGUUUUCUCCGAGAACUUGGAAUCUGGGAGAGUAACCACAUUAGCUCAGCCUAGAACAGCGUUGUGCAGUGAAUUACCUGAGAGAGAAGAAGGAGAAGGAGAAGAGACUCCAAACUUCAGCCACUGGGGACCACCACGGUCUGUUGAGAUCUUCAGAGACCCUCAUGUGUCCCUUGGAAUCAGUAUUGUUGGUGGACAAACUGUCAUAAAGCGCCUAAAGAACGGAGAAGAACUUAAAGGGAUCUUUAUCAAACAAGUUUUGGAAGAUAGCCCAGCAGGAAGAACAAGGGCUUUAAAAACUGGAGAUAAAAUACUUGAGGUUUCUGGGACAGACCUACAGAACGCCACGCACGAGGAAGCAGUAGAAGCUAUCAAGAACGCAGGAAAUCCUGUCGUGCUUGUAGUUCAGGGUCUGGCCAGCAUACCAAAAGUGGUUCCUGCCCUACAGCCUAAGGGAAUCAAAGUCAGCAAAGAUCAGGAUGCAGACAAAGAAAAUAGGAGUGAAAAGAGAAAACACGGGGCUCCACCUCCGAUGAAAUUGCCACUUCCUUAUAGAUCACUUGCAAGACCACAUUUAGAGGAAGCUGACAUGGAUGAAGAGGAGGAUGAGGAUGCUUAUGCAGAGAAAAAAAUCAGGCAAAGAUAUGCAGAUCUACCUGGAGAGUUGCACAUUAUUGAGCUUGAGAAAGACAAAAAUGGGCUGGGGCUGAGCCUUGCUGGCAACAAGGACCGCUCUCGUAUGAGCAUCUUUGUAGUUGGCAUCAAUCCAGAUGGACCUGCAGGACGAGAUGGAAGGAUGCAUGUUGGUGAUGAACUUCUAGAGAUAAACAAUCAGAUAUUGUAUGGAAGGAGUCAUCAGAAUGCUUCUGCAAUCAUUAAGACUGCCACAUCAAAGGUCAAACUGGUUUUCAUACGAAGUGAAGAUGCAGUCAAUCAGAUGGCUGUUACUCCUUUCCCAUUACCUUCUGGCUCCCACUCUUCUAUUGAGGAUCAUGGUGGCAUGGAACCUACCAGCAGCGAAGACGACCCAAGUUUGGAAGUUCUUAUGAAAAGCUUGACUGAUGAGCUAUCCAACAAAGCUGAUGUGAAAAGUAAAGCUGACAAACCAGUGGUGGCAGAUCAGCAGGAUACAGAGGAGCAGUUCCCAGAAAAUGUCCUCAACCAGAUCAAACAACCCAAGUCCUCAACAAAAGUCCCAGUCAACUUCCAGGAGAUCCUCCUGGUGUCAGCACCUACUUACCUUUCUCCAGAGGCAGAAGUCACCAGCCGUAACAUCCUUCCACCUCCAUUGCCUGUGGAUCCAGCAACGUGUCCUAUAGUUCCAGGACAGGAGAUGACUAUAGAGAUAUCUAAAGGUCGAUCAGGCCUAGGACUCAGCAUUGUCGGGGGGAAAGAUACUCCACUGGAUGCCAUAGUGAUCCAUGAAGUGUAUGAAGAAGGGGCAGCAGCCCGAGAUGGCAGGCUUUGGGCCGGGGAUCAAAUUCUGGAGGUGAACGGGAUCGAUCUGCGCAAUGCCAGCCAUGAAGAAGCUAUCACUGCCCUGAGACAGACUCCCCAGAAGGUGCAGUUGGUUGUUUAUAGAGAUGAAGCACAUUACAAAGAUGAAGAAAACCUGGAGAUUUUCUAUGUAGACAUACAAAAGAAAACAGGCCGAGGACUAGGGCUCAGCAUAGCUGGAAAACGAAAUGGAAGCGGAGUGUUUAUCUCUGACAUUGUUAAAGGAGGAGCUGCAGACCUAGAUGGACGAUUAAUUCAAGGAGAUCAGAUUUUGUCUGUAAAUGGAGAGGAUAUGAGAAAUGCCUCACAAGAGACUGUUGCCACUAUACUUAAGUGUGCCCAAGGCCUUGUACAUCUUGAGCUUGGGAGACUGCGAGCUGGAUCGUGGCUAUCAUCACGGAAAACACCCCAGAACAGUCAGGCGAACCAACAGAAUGUCCAUAGCCACUUCCACCCUGCUCUUGCUCCGGUCCUCUCUACCUUACAGAAUUUUGUCAGCACGAAAAGAUCUUCAGCAGAUGUGUCUCAGAGAAACUCAGUAGGAGCAGAUACGGGCCCAAGGACUGUGGAGAUAACAAGGGGACCAAAUGAUGCGCUUGGUAUAAGUAUAGCAGGAGGGAAGGGAAGUCCAUUAGGAGAUAUUCCCAUCUUCAUUGCUAUGAUUCAAGCCAGUGGUGUGGCUGCACGUACCCAAAGACUCAGAGUUGGAGAUCGGAUUGUCAGUAUUAAUGGGCAACCUUUGGAUGGGCUGUCUCAUGCAGAUGCAGUUAAUCUACUAAAGAAUGCUUAUGGGAGCAUUAUCCUGCAGGUUGUGGCUGAUACCAACAUCAGUGCCAUUGCCACCCAGCUGGAGAGCAUGUCUGCAGGGUGCAACCUGAACACUUCUUCUGAGCAUCCUUCUGAAGAUCCUGAAGCACCUCAGCCUAAGAUUAUUACUUUGGAGAAAGGCUCUGAUGGACUGGGAUUUAGUAUUGUAGGGGGGUAUGGAAGUCCCCAUGGAGACCUGCCCAUUUAUGUCAAGACUAUAUUUGCCAAGGGAGCAGCUGCGGACGACGGCAGACUGAAGCGCGGCGACCAGAUCGUGGCGGUGAAUGGGGAGGCUUUGGAAGGGGUCACCCACGAGCAAGCUGUGGCCAUUCUGAAGCGCCAGAAAGGAACUGUAGCAUUAACAGUGUUGUCCUGA
Molecule: messenger RNA, 5667 nt
Organism: Indicator indicator
Lineage: Eukaryota; Metazoa; Chordata; Aves; Piciformes; Indicatoridae
Gene: PATJ
Product: PATJ crumbs cell polarity complex component
Exons: 44
Coding region: 1-5667 (1888 amino acids)
Molecular function (GO): protein binding
Source: RefSeq, a predicted model, not a curated record